AAUCCACAUAAAUCAAUAAAGCAAAUGGCACAUGAAACUGGUAUUGCCAGAACCUGUGCUCAUCGCAUUUUAACUCAAAUUUUAAAAUUAAAACCAUAUAAACAAGCCUGUCAUCAUGAAUUGUUCCAUAAAGACUACAAGAAACGUAAAGAUGCAUGCAAUACAAUGAUUGAUUCCAUUCGA
This is a messenger RNA of Trichoplax adhaerens, 183 nucleotides long. RefSeq lists its product as uncharacterized. The record is from RefSeq and is a predicted model, not a curated record. The annotation marks the transcript as partial. NCBI's taxonomy places the organism in Eukaryota, Metazoa, Placozoa, Uniplacotomia, Trichoplacea, Trichoplacidae. The transcript has a single exon.